AUGCCGACCGACAUACAGCCUUUUCGGUUCCUCGACCUUCCAAAAGAAGUUCGCCUCGUCGUGUACGAACAUCUCUUCGCUGGCUCCGUGUUGAUGGAUGACGACUGUUCAGAAUGCCGCGAUCAACUGAGAAAGUUCCGCAUUCAAGACGAUGCCACAAAUCAAGCAUUAGAUACCAGUAUCGUGUACGGCACGGAGAGUCUUCCAGGAAUUCUGAUGGCUAGCAAGCUCACGCGCACCGAGCUGAUCCUUCCGCCAACGUAUCUUCAGCGUGUCAUGAAGCAUGUUAAGACCGUGGUCCUCCAAGAUCCCGUCGAUGGUUUCACUCGGCCUCAGAUCAGGGAGAAAUUGCACGAGCUUUUGUCCUCCCUGGCGCAAUUACAGACGCUCCACCUCAUCGUACCGAUGUAUGCGGGUUUCCUGUCCACCACCGAUGACAAGCUCGCAGACAAGAUCGUCGAAUUCAUGCGUGAUCUACUACCUUGGCACUGUGGCUCGGCCAUUCCAGGUACUAAAUCAGACCUCCAGAUCGCUGCCUAUACGGCUUUCAUCCCAAAAGAGGACCCACGGUCGAAUGUUAUCGUCAAGAUUGACUGGCGUACCGGCUCCAUCAUCGACCAGUACACUCUAGUCUUGAGCUCCACCCAAUUCACCCAAGAUGAUGAGCUUGCUCGCGCCGUCUUCGAGCUCCGACAUACCCCCUACAAAUGGUGGGACGACAUCAGACCCGUCGCGAACACCAGGCCAGAUCUGGACAUCAUUCUUCAUCUCAACGUCUCCGCGGGUACAGCUUCCCAAUUUGUCUUGAAAGUCGACUGGCGUACCGGUACAAUCAUCAGCGGUCGUCCUGCAGACAAGAAGACUGCAGACGGAGAGACUCCCGACGAAGUCAGUCCAGUCAAAGAUACCCCGGACGACCAGGGACCGGAGGGUGGUGACUUAGGCGGUGAGGGAUUGGAGGUUGAUGAUUCGAACAUCCCGAAUCGCGAUGCUCAGGACCUAGACAACCAGGAUCCGGAGGACGAAGACUCGGACGAUGAGAAUUUGGAUGCUGGUGCGGACGACGGAGACUCGGACGAUGAGAACACGGAAAGUGAGGACGUCGACGAUGAGGACUCGGACGAUGAGGACUCGGACGAUGAGGAAAUUGAGCGCCAUGAGGCGUCACCUGUAAGCAGGGCAUCCAAACCGUUGAUCUAG
This is a messenger RNA of Cyphellophora attinorum, 1200 nucleotides long. RefSeq lists its product as uncharacterized. The transcript is spliced from 6 exons. The record is from RefSeq and is a predicted model, not a curated record. The coding region runs from base 1 to 1200 and encodes 399 amino acids. NCBI's taxonomy places the organism in Eukaryota, Fungi, Ascomycota, Eurotiomycetes, Chaetothyriales, Cyphellophoraceae.